CCGCCAUCAACACUGAAGGCAUGGAAGUCCACUAUUGAUCUGUUUCCUGCUGUAGAGGAAAAGGAUAUAUACAACUACAUUGUACUGAAAAGAGACUCGAAACGUCAAUUGAAGGCGAGGACUUAUUAUGUGGACGGACAUGUACAGAAAGUUGAGGUCCAUCUCAUAAGCGAAGAGUGCAGCCACUGUUAUGUUCAAGCUUCCGUGCUGCCAUCAUUUCCAACUGCAGACAAAAGAAAGUCACCAGAGUACCAACCCUGGAUCCUUCUGUCGAAAGUGACUGGCUGCAUACACUCCGCGUUCUGCAACUGUCCAGCUGGUGAAGGUGAAUGCUGCAACCAUAUUGGUGCCCUGCUGUAUGGACUUGAAGACCUGACGCGUAAAAAAAACCCUUGCUCCAACAUCCAAACCCUGUGCCUGGAACAACUUCAGCAUGCUGUCUGCACCACGGAAACGUAAGCUGUCGCCUAGGAAAUCUGAAGAUCUUAUGUUCUCAAAGAAGAAACUGUACAACGUGUCAGUACGUAAAGUUUCUGUAAACAAAAACCAUGAACUGAACUCUAUCAAUGGAUGCACUGUUAACAUUGACAGAUUUAGGCAGAAACUGGUUGGUUCGAAGUUGAAUGUAGGCUGGUUAAAAAACUUUGAAAUUGAAACAACUGAAAAUGAACCAGAUCUCCCUGUGUUACAUUCUGUGCCAUUCAACUACCAUGAUAGUGUAAACUUGAGGGACAGUUCUAGUAAGACAGUGUUUUUGGAUCAUUUUGACUCUUUGAAGCAAAGCGCUGAAGAAAUUCAAUUAACUGAAAUCUUAACAAGGGGCCAAAAAAGUGGGAAAUGGCAAGAGGCCAGAAAAGAACGCCUAACAGCUUCAAACUUUGGCAGCAUCUGUCGUAGGAAAGAAUCAACUGAACCUGACGGACUCCUGCGGCAGAUGUUGUAUUCCAAUUUCACAAGCAAGUACACAGAAUAUGGAAUUAAACAUGAGAAGGCUGCAAAGAGAAUGUAUGCGAAAGCAAUGCAAACUGACCACAAAGGACUAGCAGUUAAAGACAGUGGUCUAGUUGUAUGUGCCGACAGACCCUACCUUGGUGCCAGUCCAGAUGGGCUUGUGUUCUGUUCACAUUGUACAGAAAGUGUUGGUCUGGUUGAGAUUAAGUGUCCUGCCUCUAAGAAAUGGAGGAUGCAAACGCCUGAGGAAUGCUGUGAAGACAAUGAUUUUUUUUGUCAGUUAGAGAAUGGCAAGGUGUUACUCAAGGAAACACACAAAUAUUACUACCAGGUCCAAGGGCAGAUGGGAAUCACCGGGAGGAAAUGGUGUGAUUUUGUAGUUUGGACAUGUGUAGGUCUUUCUAUACAGAGAAUUGCAUUUUGUGAAUCAUUUUGGCUGAAAAUGUUGUGUCAACUUGACAGAUUUUGCCUUGAAUCAUACAUUCCUGAACUGUACGCACAACGUGUUAAAAGGGGAAUGAGUCUGUUCAAUUGAUUUGUACAUCGUCUAGUUA
Mya arenaria is the source of this 1505-nucleotide messenger RNA. RefSeq lists its product as uncharacterized. The coding region runs from base 434 to 1486 and encodes 350 amino acids. The record is from RefSeq and is a predicted model, not a curated record. NCBI's taxonomy places the organism in Eukaryota, Metazoa, Mollusca, Bivalvia, Myida, Myidae. The transcript is spliced from 3 exons.